Aedes aegypti (yellow fever mosquito) is the source of this 1004-nucleotide messenger RNA. RefSeq lists its product as uncharacterized. The record is from RefSeq and is a predicted model, not a curated record. Bases 348 to 800 code for a protein of 150 amino acids. NCBI's taxonomy places the organism in Eukaryota, Metazoa, Arthropoda, Insecta, Diptera, Culicidae. The transcript has 5 exons.
CCAUCCCAUGCACUGUCCUUUCGACACAAAGGCUUGCGUCGUCGUCACUCUUGCACCUUUUUCUCUGCGUCGCACAUCGUCAAAGUUCUCGAUGUUUUAGUACAACCAUUCAACGAGUCAAUCGGCCCCGUCAGUCAGUCAGUCUUGAAAAAUGUGCGAAGCGGAUUCCAUCAUCAUCGGUGUUUCCGUGUGAAUGUGUGGCAAUAAUAAAAGAGCAAAUUGGUGAAGUGCUUUGCCGACGUUUGGAUCCCAACAAUUUACCAAAUUGAUUUCGGUUUUUCGUUCCGUUUCAGUUUAGUUUAGAAUCUCUUCCCGACAGAUGAUCCGGACUCACCUUCUCACCCAUCAUGUUCUCCAAUAGAAACUACAAAAUCCUAACCUACAUCUUUGGUUGCAUUCACAUCUUUUUGGUUCUGAUCGUGCUCAGUCAAGGGGCUGUUCCCAUCGUUACGGAUUGGAUUGCAGCGAUAUCGAUCAUUACACCAUGUGCCUUAAACAUCGUUUUCACACUGUUUUGGAUGAUUGGAACGGGAUUGAGACGACCGUCAAUGAUUGAUCUGUUCAAGUACUUCACCUACGCCCAAAUGGUGCUGAUAGCUGCUCUAACCAUUGGUUUCAUCGUGCAGUGCUUCUUGAAUGGAGGCCAGUUCCAUCUGUACAUUAUGAUAUUCAUAGUUCUUUCGCUUUUUGUUCUAUCAAUGAUCGAGAUCUUCGUGGCCAUUGGAGCGCAGCGAGCAGUGAUGGAGGAACUGUUGGGAUCCCGCAUGAGAGCCGUCGAGAUGACUGAGUGGAAUAGUUGAAGUUAGCCCUUCGGAGCCUGGGUUACGCACAGCAUUUAUACAGUUGAGAUUUAAUUUAUUUUCCGAGACAAUUGUUCUAACAGAUGCAUGACCAACGAAACUGAAAGCUUUAACAAACUUUGCGUGUGUGCUUUGUCACGUAUUGACGUAUGCCUUUAAGCAGCUGCCUUCACAUAAAGCAACAAAUAUAUUUUGUGAUACGAA